GGGAACGCGCAAAGCCUUUAUAAAGUGCCAACAUUUGGGGGAAGAGUCACAGAACACCUUUGAGUGUCGAAAAGGAACGCAAGUGUGGAUUAUCUGAGAAUCAUGAAAUUUAUUUUGGUGUUAGCCAUCCUUUCGCUGGGACAAGCCGCAGAGGUGCCCCAAGCCACGGAAGCCACAACGACAACCACGGCGGGGAAGUCCCAGCAAACUGAGCUGCCCGCUCACAUCCAGAACCUGAUAACCAGCCACGUCAAUCAUGUGCUCCAGCACAUAAAGAACAAACCUCAGGGCUCGAACACAUUGACUGGGCCGGUGGAUUGGAAUGGGAGUGGGAGUGGGAGUGGCGCGCCAGUGGUCAAGCCCUAUCCAGAUCUCCUUCCACCAUUGGCACACUCUGGUGAUGUCCUUGCCACUCCCCCUGCCAACCGCCCAGAGGUUGCACCUGCGUUGCAAUCUGGCCUACAGCCGGUGCAAGCUGGCCAUCCACAGGUGAGGGUUACCAAUCACCAGGCCACCGGUACUCUGAUCCACCAAGGAAGGCCGGUGGUGCAGAACAAGGUGGUGAUGCCGCCGGUGGAGCAGGUGGUGCUCCCGCUGCCCGGUCAAGAACCCAUCGAUGUGGCCGAAAAGCUCCAUAAACUGCAUCAGCAUGUGACAAAGGUGAUGCAACAGGCUGAGAAGCAAAUUCCUUUGGCUGUGAACCAAGCAAUUAAACAAAAGAAGGAACAUCAAGCGCAGAAAGAAAAGGAGCAGCUCCAAAAGGAUAAGGAAAGUAGCAAGGAACACGAAAAAGACAAGGAAGAUAAGGGGGAUCAUAAGGAUCAGGAGUCAUCCGAAACCACUCCCCAUCCAAGUGCAUCCAAAACGGGUCGCGCUCUAGUAAUUCCCGACAAAGUAUCCAAUAUAGUCAACAAAGUCCAUGCCCACAUCCCCCAACUGAUUUCCCUGCAUCGCGAGGAAAUGAAACUGGGAAAAUGUAAUUUCCAGUGUCCCAAAGCAGCUUUAUCCGUAUGUGCCAGCAAUGGCAAGUGUGUGGUCAAUUUUCCAGGCCAAUGUGAACUGAGUCAAUGGAACUGCUUCAACACCAAGAACGUUUUCCACCAGGUGCACGAUGCCGAGUGCCAGAACACAAUCACGUGCUAUCAGAGGGAUAUGAUGUAACCUAUCCCGGGGGAGGCGAAGCAAUUACUCAAACGAAUUUACAUAAUAUUCCAAGACAAAUAUGAAAACUUAAACUUAAAUUCAAAA
Molecule: messenger RNA, 1248 nt
Organism: Drosophila rhopaloa
Lineage: Eukaryota; Metazoa; Arthropoda; Insecta; Diptera; Drosophilidae
Exons: 3
Coding region: 103-1161 (352 amino acids)
Molecular function (GO): protein binding
Source: RefSeq, a predicted model, not a curated record